Molecule: messenger RNA, 438 nt
Organism: Hibiscus syriacus
Lineage: Eukaryota; Viridiplantae; Streptophyta; Magnoliopsida; Malvales; Malvaceae
Product: lysM and putative peptidoglycan-binding domain-containing protein 3-like
Exons: 3
Coding region: 73-438 (121 amino acids)
Source: RefSeq, a predicted model, not a curated record
CAAACACAUGAGACUUAUAAGAUUAGGGUAAACAAUUAGUUUUUCUUUUUUCGUAAACGGGGGAAUAUUCAUAUGGAAAGGGAGAGGCGUGAUAGCUCCAUUGCAAAUGGACACUACAGUUACAAUACUAAUGGGGAUUGUAGUCUCUUUUGCCAUGAUUAUCGUCUAUCGAACGGAGAUAAGAUUCCUUCUUACGGUUACAUUGAACAUUCCGUUUCCCGGUUCCAUACUCUCGCCGGCGUCGCCAUCAAGUACGGCGUCGAGGUAGCUGACAUAAAAAAGAUGAAUGGACUGGUUACAGAUAUUCAAAUGUUUGCUCUUAAGACACUCCAGAUCCCUUUACCCGGGCGGCAUCCACCUUCACCUUGUUUCUCUAAUGAUUCUCCGACUUCAGGGCAAAGCAGUGGCCACCAAACCCCGAAAAAAUUUCCAGCCUGA